Hibiscus syriacus is the source of this 1916-nucleotide messenger RNA. RefSeq names its product probable xyloglucan glycosyltransferase 6. The coding region runs from base 90 to 779 and encodes 229 amino acids. The transcript is spliced from 4 exons. Gene Ontology annotation, cellular component: Golgi apparatus. Gene Ontology annotation, molecular function: glycosyltransferase activity. The record is from RefSeq and is a predicted model, not a curated record. NCBI's taxonomy places the organism in Eukaryota, Viridiplantae, Streptophyta, Magnoliopsida, Malvales, Malvaceae.
AUUUAUAAGAGGUUUGUAAUAAAAGUUGCAUAAAUUUUUCACUUUCUGGUGUGCAGGUGUACCAACAAUCUAUUGCAGCCGUUUGUAUUAUGGACUGGCCAAAGGAGAGGAUGCUGGUUCAGGUUUUGGAUGAUUCUGAUGAUGUAGAUGUUCAGCUUCUUAUCAAAGAAGUACAGAAAUGGCAGCACAGGGGCGUGCACAUAUUAUGUAGGCAUCGCCUUAUCCGUACUGGCUACAAGGCAGGAAACCUGAAAUCUGCAAUGAAUUGUGAUUAUGUGAAAAUUUACGAGUUUGUUGCAAUUUUUGAUGCUGAUUUUCAACCGGCACCAGAUUUCUUGAAGAGAACCGUUCCUCAUUUCAAGGGAAAUGACGAUAUUGCAUUGGUUCAGACAAGGUGGGCCUUUGUGAAUAAGGAUGGCAACUUGCUCACAAGAUUGCAGAACAUAAAUUUAUCAUUCCAUUUUGAGGUUGAACAGCAGGUCAAUGGUGUGUUUAUCAACUUCUUUGGUUUCAAUGGAACUGCUGGUGUGUGGCGAAUUAAGGCCCUCGAGGAAUGUGGUGGAUGGCUGGAACGGACAACUGUUGAGGACAUGGAUAUUGCCGUUCGUGCUCAUCUUUCUGGAUGGAAGUUUGUAUAUCUGAAUGAUGUUAAGUGUCUUUGUGAGCUUCCCGAGCCCUUCGAGGCAUAUAAGAAACAGCAGCAUCGCUGGCAUUCUGGUCCAAUGCAGUUGUUCCGCUUGUGUUUCUUUGACAUACUUCGUUCUAAGGCCCAAACCUGAGGCCCGUUUUACAAAUCUCAGAGCCCAAACAUGGAGGCCCGAUCAGGACAAACCCAAUUCAGAUGGCCCAACAGAGCCUAAAUGUGUAACCCUAGAUUCAGUUAGGGUUUACAUAUCAUCAUCCAACCGCCUCAACUUGUUGCCGUUGGAUCUAGUUUUGAUCCAACGGCCCAGAUAGUCCCAACAAGGAAACCCUAGGGUAUCAUAACCCUAGGGCCACGUCCCAGCCGCCGCUGCUUCCAGAAGACCCCAGUUGCCGCCUCCAGAUGCUUCCAGCCGCCUUGCCGUCGCUGCUGUGCCAAGCCUCAAGCCUCGAUUCUUUUCAGAAGGCCAGAUGCCCCUCCACACAACGAGCUCUAUGGUGAGUCACCACCAUAGCUAUGGUGACUCACCUAGGGUCGCCAUUUGGGACCAGUCUGAAGCCAUCACCAGUGGUGGCUAUAAAAGCCACCAUCCCCUGCAAAGAAAAAAGAGAGGAGGAGAGACAGAAAGAGAUGAAGCAACCAACGAGGACGGAGAGAGAUACGAACAACAACGGAGAAGAACAGACAGCUACGAAGAAAAACAGAGAGCAUAACACAACAACACCAACAACAACAGCAAACUACCAACGAUCUCAGUCAACAACAAAUCGAGGGAAGAAGAAAAGGUAAAAGAAACUUACCAUGGAGGAGAGCAAACGUCACAUGAAACCACCAAAACCCGAAGGUAUUCUUGUAGAUCUGCUCCGAUUAGGAGCUUUUUAGGGAAAAAUAAGGUUGGAUUCGGUAUUGGGGGUGUUUAGCGCUCCCUUUUGGUAUAAGAUUGUAUAGUUCCGGCCACCGUGAGCGGUGACCGACGGCGGCGACUGACACCAGGGUAUGGUGGCCGGCAGUUGCCGGAGUUCCCUCUGGUGAGGGAAGCAAGAGAGAAGCGAGAGAGAAUUUCUUCUCUCGUUUUUAGAGAGAAAAGAGAAAGGGAGAAAAUGAGAGGCUGACCUUCGGGUCAGCCAUUUAGGGGUUUAAAAACCCUCUCCCAAAUGACACCGUUUUGGGGAGGGUAUUUGUGUAAUUUCCUGUGUGGGUAAACUAUACCCGCAGUCACUCAAGUAUGUAACUUUGCAUUUUAGUCAUCGAAAAUAAUUUUUGAUUAGUUUAA